AUGAAGCUGAUCGAGGUGACGACCUCCCAAAAGCACAGGGCUGUGGCAGCGCCCAUGGGGGAAAAGCCAGUGGGGAGCCUGGCUGGGAUUGGUGAAGUCUUGGGCAAGAAGCUGGAGGAACAGGGCUUUGACAAGGUCUAUGUGGUCCUUGGCCAGUUCCUGGUGCUAAAGAAAGAUGAAGCUCUCUUGGAACGGCCGAAGGACACAUGCGGGGCCAAUGCCAAGAGAGGUGCAACGCCUUCUUAUGAGGCUCUCCAGGGAGCCCCCAGCCCCUGGCCCCAGUGGAGUCUCCAGAGUUUGCAGCCGCGUGGGGACUCCUCCCCUGUCCUCUACAAAGGAAGAGAUUGCUGUUGACUCCACCUGCAAUGUACUCCAAGGUGUUUUGGGGGUUCUCUUCCCUCACCAUUUCAACUUUUUUGAAAUUCUCGCUCUUGCAUGCAUCUCCCUUCUUCCCUGCCAGUUUCAUGUCAAGCAUCAUGUCAGAUGCUUCUCUGAGUGGAUUCCCAGCCCUGACCCCACUCCCACCCCCACCUCUGGCCUGUUUUAUGCUAUUUGGCUCUUUUUUUGGCGAAAUAGUCACUGUUGUAAAGGUU
This is a messenger RNA of Puma concolor (puma), 593 nucleotides long. NCBI's taxonomy places the organism in Eukaryota, Metazoa, Chordata, Mammalia, Carnivora, Felidae. The record is from RefSeq and is a predicted model, not a curated record.